AUGUCGGUCAAUCCCAUGGCCUAUGAAGCGCAGUUCUUUGGCUUCACCCCUCAGACGUGCAUGCUGCGCAUCUACAUCGCGUUCCAGGAUUAUCUCUUCGAAAUGAUGAUGGUGGUGGAGAGCGUGAUCCUGAAGAAGCUGGAUGGGUUACCUGGCUCUAACAUCAGCCGCUCCCGGAUCCGGAAGAGCACAGAGAAAUUUCUGCUCUUCAUGAAGGAGCGCUUUGAUAAACUCUUCAGUAAAAUGGAAGAAGUGCUUCUGCAGCUGGUGUUAAGCAUCCCGAAGAACGUGCUCCUUCCUGAGGACAAGGUCCACGCGCAGUACCCCUACACCAAGGAGCAGUUCCAGGAGCUUCAGGAUGAGGUCAAUCAGCUGCAGGAGCAGUACAAGGCUGAGGCGGCUGCUGGGCAGGCACUGCGAGCAGAGCUGGAGGAACAGAAAGCUGUUCAGGCUGAGCUUGAGAAGAUUUUGCAGUGGUUUGAUGGGUUUGACAAUAUCUGUAGGGAGCACGGGACCGGCAACUUCAAAGAAAGCCUUGCAUUCCUGACAAAGAACUCUAAGAAACUGCAAGAUGUGCUGAAAGAUGUUGAAGAGAAAAGCAAAAAAAUAAAGUCCGAUCAGUUAUUGUAA
This is a messenger RNA of Pterocles gutturalis (yellow-throated sandgrouse), 630 nucleotides long. It is a transcript of the gene MIS12, whose product is annotated as MIS12 kinetochore complex component. Lineage: Eukaryota; Metazoa; Chordata; Aves; Pterocliformes; Pteroclidae. Gene Ontology annotation, cellular component: nucleus; chromosome, centromeric region. The coding region runs from base 1 to 630 and encodes 209 amino acids. The transcript has a single exon. The record is from RefSeq and is a predicted model, not a curated record. Gene Ontology annotation, biological process: kinetochore assembly; mitotic sister chromatid segregation; mitotic cell cycle.